GAAAGUUUUAUGACACAAGGGAAACACAGUGAUGGCUGGAAGUUCUUACUUCAUUCAGAUUCCCCUCCUUCUUUGCUGUGUUGUUCAAGCUUCUCAUAUCAGAAAUGUCCGUCAGGUUGUGGAUCCUUUACCCGGCCAAUCACGAAGUACCGAGGUAGGCUGGAUCAUUUCAAAGAUCCCUUCACCUACUGCCGGCACCUGCAUGGGUGUAAAGGAACAGCUGAUACGACUCAGCAGUCAGCUUCAGCAGGCAACUCUCUACAACAGCCAGCUAGAUAAUGAAGCCUUUGGGCUGAGGAGGGAAGUCAGGCAGCUGAAACUGCAGCUCGACAUGUGCAGUUUGACAGCCUCGACCAUUACUGGCUCCUAUCAAACCCAGUUACUCAACAACAUGAAGCAGCUUCUGGAGACAUUUGAUAGUGACACAUUUCUGAUUCUGAAAACCAUUGCACUCACCAGGGAGGUGAAUACAUUACAGACGAAGGUCAGACACGCUGCUAAUUCCACUGAAAGUGCUACUGACAUCACAACGCUGCGGAGAGAGCUGCAAGAGAAAACCACUGAAAUGAAUGAAAAGAUGCAGCAGAUUGAAAGAAGCCACACAAACGCAUCACUGAUUCUUCAGGUCAUUUCACUGCAAAAUCAGAUCUGGGAUCUGGAGCAGGAAAAAUCAAGAAGAGGAGAAACUGGUCUUCAACCUGACAGGACAAUUCUGGGUCUCCAGGGCCAGCUGGACGAGAAGAUCAGUCAGCUGCGAGUGAAAGGAGACGCAGUCUCAGCCAUGCUCGAGGUGAUUUCUGUACACAGUAAGAUUGCGAUGAUGCAGAGGCGGAUUAGUAUCCACAUUAAAGAAUCCAGAACUAACACUGCUGAGUACCAGAGGCAAUGGAGGCAAAAAGGGGAGCUCCUUAAAAAGAAGAUUUUACAGCUGAAUCGUGAGGAGCGUAACACAACACUUACCAGGGAAAUUUUGCGGUUGCAGAGCGAGGUGGAGGGCUUGAACCAGUUAAUGGAGAAUGCAAAAAGGAUAACUGAGUCCCAACUUAACGAGAUAAAAGUUAUCCUGGAGCAGGAGAAGAAACGACUAGAGCACUUACAGAAGCAGCUGGAGGGAACAGAGUAUGCCCAGUCACAACUGAUCAUGACAAUCAUCGGCCUAAUGAAAGAGGUGAGAACGCUGCAGGUUGAUGAGCAAGACCAGACAACACCGACAAGCCCGGCCACCGCCCUUCAGACUCUGCUUCAAACCAAGGAAAAUGAAUUUGCCAGAGCUCAGGCUGAAAUAAGUGAGCUGCAGAGGAAGCUGUGGGCAAAGAGUCAAGAAUGCUCCGGGCCUGAGGAGAGAUAUGAGCACGUAAAGACUGAAUUUGAGCAGAAGGUCAAAGAACUGAACACAACCGGAAACUCCGAAGCAGCACUCAUUCUGAACGUGAUAAGCCUGCAUGAUGAGCUGAGGACUCUGAGGGAGCUGAUCUCCACCGCCGAUGACCCGGACAGGAUCAGAGAGCUGACGAGGCAACUGGAGAAGAAGCAAGACGAUCUGAACUCUAAGACUGCAGACAUACAGACACUGGUUGCCAACCCAAGAAUAAUUUUAACAGUCAUUGAGCUGCAGGAACAGAUAUCGGACCUUCAAAAAAGGGCUGGCAGUGACACCAACGAGUUGCAAAACAGGGUGGAUGAGCUUCUCGCUGAAAUGGACGACAGGCAAAACACGAAACUGAUGCUGAAAAUGAUCAGCCUGCAGAGUCAGGUGGAGCAGCUGCAGAAACAGCUGGCAGGCGUCCAGAUGUUACAAAACCCUCUCGCAACCAAGCUCAGAAAUGAUCUGACGUCUAAGAGGAACGAGCUGCAGAAAUGUGUCAACGAUCUGAAAGAGAAGAAUCAGAGAGAUGCCAGGAUGAUUCUUGCAGCCACCAAUCUGCACAACCAACUCAGAAAACUAGCAAAAGAACAGCACAGUGAGAGCCAAACAACUUCUGCCACAAUUACCAAGCUGAGAGAACAACUGAAGGAAAACGCGGAGGAGUGCGCUCGUGAUCGGGCUGAGAUCAAUGAUCUGCGGAAUCAGCUGAACCAGACGGAGGGACAGUGUUCAGAUUUUGAGGAGAAACUUAAAGAUCUGCAGAACGACCUGGACAGCAAAAUUGUGGAACUUCAGUCCAAAUCGGACACUGUGACUUCGCUCGCGCUUCAAGUUUCAACUUUGACUCUACAAAUAGAGGAGCUGAAGAGACAACAACAGAGCAGUGAGUCUGACACUAAGAUAAAAGAACUUCAAAAAAUUAUCGAUGCGAAAACAAACGAGCUGGCCAAAAAAACAGAGGAGCUCAAAGCAAGAAGUGCUCAACCGCAAAGGCUCCUACAGAUCAUUACGAUACAAACAGAAAUUGAUAAGCUGGCGAAUGUGGCCGCAAACGACACAGAUUACAUCAAGAUGAGAGGACUCCAAGACCUAAUGAAUGAUUUGAUCACAGGAAUACAAGACGAAAACAAUGAAAAUACUAAACUGAUGUUUCAAAUCUUGGCUCAACAAGAUGAAAUAGCACGACUGAAGAAGCAAGCGGACAAACAGAAUCAAGCAGAAUUGGCGAAAAUUAAAGAUCUGGAGAGUGAACUGGAGGACGUCAGAAAUCAGAUAAGAGAAAAGACGCUGGUGCUGGACUCGAGUGACACGAGGAUUGCUAAUUUGUCGGCACAGAUUAUGGAACUUCACCAGAAAAUCAAACCUCUGGAGGAUGAGAUAUCUGACCUCAAGGAAGCAAACACUGAGAAUCUGGAAGAGCUUCAGAAGAGACUGAAUUUGACAAACAGGCAACUGCAGGACAGCGAACUCCGACUCAGGGAAGCAGAUGCAAAGAAUUUCAACUCGAUAAUGGAGAUCGCUGACCUGAGAGCAAAACUGAAAAAGGCUCAGAAACUGUCAAAAAAAGCUGCCAACCAGAACAUCGAUGAAUUGGAGCAACAAAUACAAACGCAACAAAGAGAGAACAGAAAACUUGCAAACACCAACAGAGACUUACAGCAGGAGGUCACAGAACUGAGAACGUGCUGCAGUAAUGUCAACAGCCAGUGUGACGAUUUAGAAAUGCAACUGCAGCAGAGCCUGGAGGAUGCUGAUCGCCUGCAGCAGAAACUGCACGAGAAGGAUGCUAACCUCAAACAGCUGCAGCAGGACUUAGAAGAACAGAUCAGGGUGAAUAACAACCUGCAGAAGGAAUACAGCAAAUUACAGAGACAAGAGAAACAGACCCCGAACAUCACUGAAGAAAAACAGCAGACUGAUGUGGAAGAUAAUACGAUCUAUGCCAGGAAGAUGAUCUUCGAUUCAAACACAGCCAACCCAAGAGUAGCUCUGUCUGCAGACUACACUGAGAUGUCCACUAGCAAGGAAUUGCAAAAUGUCCUCGACCAUCCAGGCCGGUUUAAUGUUCACCUCGCUGCCCUGGGCAGGACUGGCUUUUCAACUGGCAGACAUUACUGGGAGAUCUCUGUAGCUGAGAAGCAUUGUUAUCAUGUGGGGAUGGCCAGUGAAUCUGCUCCACGAAGAGGAGCAGUGACAUUCCGUCCAGCUAAUGGUUUCUGGACUGUAGUCCUGACCAAAAAUGGUCAAUACAAAGCUAUUGAUAGGCAACACGUUACCCUUCAGGUUGAGAGGCAGCCUUUGACGCUGGGCAUUCUGCUGGACUACAAAAAGGGACAGGUGUCCUUUUACGACGCAGACACCAGAUCUCAGAUCUAUUCAUUUGUAGGUCAAAGGUUUACAGACAAAAUCUAUCCAUUUGUCAAUUUGUGUGUUGAGGACGUUGGAAGUCCCACUCCAGUAGUGUUGGUUAGCCCUGGUUCGGUUGACUGGAUUGAAUAAAGAAUGUGACAAGCCAUUUGUCCCAUGUUUCAAAGUUUAGCCAUUUAUCCCCAUCCUGAGCCCUGUGACUGCACAUUCUGUUACUACUGAUGCAUGUUUCAGACAAUAAAAACCAUUGUACAACAA
Molecule: messenger RNA, 3991 nt
Organism: Acanthopagrus latus (yellowfin seabream)
Lineage: Eukaryota; Metazoa; Chordata; Actinopteri; Spariformes; Sparidae
Product: cingulin
Exons: 42
Coding region: 32-3865 (1277 amino acids)
Molecular function (GO): protein binding
Source: RefSeq, a predicted model, not a curated record